GAACGAAGACUUGUUCCUGCUCCAUCAACAUGACUAGCCGCGUCCAGAAAGGGAACGCGGUAUUCAGGCCGCUCGCUAAGCAGCGAUCUCGCCCAACACCCGCUCCUCCCAGUCAAACCAGCGUCAAUAACGAAUAUUUGGGAGCGACGAGUACAGCCCCUUCCUCGCCUACAGCACCAUCUCAGCCACAGACUGUUGUCGAUCAACGACAGCAAACUCAGGCUCAAGGGCCUCUGCAGCGGACGAACACCGUGAUUCCAUUAUCGACGCCCAUUGGAGUACCCCUUUCUUUCUCACCGCCAGCAGCUCAAACGCAAGCGCCCUCUAUCGUACCCUCCAGCUCAUCCCAUCAUCCAACUCGUAUCCAAACAUAUCCGCGAUCAACGCCAGUGUCGCUUCCCUCACCUGCGCCUCCACAAAUCCAAAGCAGUGCUCGUUCUUGGUCUCAAACGCAGGCUCCAGUCUCCAAUAACUUAGUUACAACACAAGUGACAAAUGACAACUCGAAUAAUAAUGAACCUUCGUCUUCAGAAGUACACUCUCGCACGACCACCGCUGCAGAGCAAAGCGGUGAGCAACGGGAUGCAAGCCAGAUUGUUAUCGACGGUAUUGACGACAAAACUACUGAAAACAAAAGGACUAAGCGAAAGAGAACGAGUACGGCAACGAUAGAAGAAACUGAAGGGGAAGAAGAUGGAAACGAAAUGAUUGUGGAUGGUAGUGAAGCUGCCGAACCUAGAACCUCGAAGAAGAAGUCGAGGCCAAAAGCAAAAGCGUCGUCGUCGGGAACAAAACCGAAAAGGACAACACGUAAAUCUACCCCAGAUCCAUCUUCUCCAACCGACGGGUCUUCGACCAAAACCUCCGCAUGGAAAAGAACUCGUCGAUCCCAUUCCCAGACUCCAUCUCCAUUUGACCCUUCAACGGAUCCCGGAGCAGAGCUCGAUCCUACACUUACUACGAUGGCGGCUUUAUGCGAAGAUACUGGCCGAGGGCGGGUUUCAAGCAAGGCAGUGGAAAUUUUGAGCAAUCAUGAAGCAUGGAAGAAGGAGAGGAAGGAGAGAAGGGUGAGGUUGAAAAUGAUGAUGGAGAGGAAGAAAUAUGGUUUGGCGGAAGAAGAAGAAGAGGAGCGAAGAGCAGGAAAAGAGAAGGAACUGAGCAAGGUACUAGAGCAGGCGGAUAACGGGAAUUUACUUUCUCCCGCUCCCGGGUUGAACCCAGAGGAACCUGCGAACUCGAACGGUAACCCCGACGAUUUCGACUAUUCGCAAUCUCUACAGCAUUCACGAUUCAAAGUUCAGGUCCGUAUCGGGCCUAACGGCGAGACCAUCAUCGAUGAAGAAUCGCUUGUUGUAGACCGUGUAGAGGGUGAACAAGGAGAAGGUGAAUACGAAAAAGUUAUAGAGAGUGAUAUGACCAAGUUUGUCAACUCCGGGACGUAUGGAAAGCGAUUUCGGGGAAGCAGAUGGAGUAAGGAAGAAACAGAGUUGUUCUAUGAUGCACUUGCUCAGUACGGUGAAAAUUAUGAACUUAUUUCGUACAUCCUGCCAGGGAGGGAUAGGAAAGCAUGCAAAAACAAGUUCAAAGCGGAGGACAAGAGGGAUCCUGGUCGUAUCAAUCAAUACUUGAAUAAUCGGAUUCCAGUAGACAUCAAAACUCUUGCACGAAUGACAGGCAAGGAUUUUUCUGGCCCUACUCCCCAGAUUUCUCUUCCUCCUCCUAUCCGUUCUCCUGAGGAUACCUCUGGUGCAAACGCAGCUCCAGAACCCAAUUCUAUCUCCCUGGCUGAGCGGGGACGGAAGGAGAAACAGGGAAAUAGUUCAGCUUCGAAACGUAGUAGGAGUCGAACUACAGUGCUUGAAGAUGGGGUAGAAGUUUUGGGUGAUGUUGAUGCAUAUGCGAUGGAUGAUUGAACUUUGUGAAUUUUCUCGGUUAGAGUCUAAAAGUUCUCUCAUUCCUCAUUUAACAACAUGGCACCAAACUGUAGCUUGACUCGUUCUAACUAUUAGUUCCGUUCAAACUUGGAACUGCAAAACCGUACUAAGUCUGUAACUCCACCCAGUGGUAGGUAAGGUGAUGUGGGUGCACGCUGCG
This is a messenger RNA of Marasmius oreades (fairy-ring Marasmius), 2094 nucleotides long. RefSeq lists its product as uncharacterized. The transcript is spliced from 5 exons. NCBI's taxonomy places the organism in Eukaryota, Fungi, Basidiomycota, Agaricomycetes, Agaricales, Marasmiaceae. The coding region runs from base 30 to 1913 and encodes 627 amino acids. Gene Ontology annotation, molecular function: TFIIIC-class transcription factor complex binding. Gene Ontology annotation, biological process: RNA polymerase III preinitiation complex assembly. Gene Ontology annotation, cellular component: transcription factor TFIIIB complex. The record is from RefSeq and is a predicted model, not a curated record.